GUGCGGGCCUGGGCAGAGGCGCAGCGGGAGCGCGGGCGGCGCGUGGCGCUGGUGACGUCGGGCGGGACCCAGGCUCCAGUGUGAUGUUCUACCUGGCAGCAGCCGUGUCAGAUUUCUACAUCCCAGCAUCAGAGAUGCCUGAGCACAAGAUCCAGUCCUCUGAGGGUCCCCUGCAGAUCACAAUGAAGAUGGUGCCAAAAAUGCUGUCUCCUCUAGUCAAAGAAUGGGCUCCUGAAGCAUUUGUUAUUUCCUUUAAGUUAGAAACUGAUCCCUCCAUCUUAAUUGAUAAAUCACGGAAGGCUCUGGAGACAUAUCGUCAUCAGGUGGUGAUAGCAAAUGUCCUUGAUUCACGGAGAACAUCUGUUCUUCUUGUAACGAAAGACUCGGAAACUAAGUUAUCACUUUCUAAUGAAGAAAUAGCACAAGGUGUGGAAAUAGAGGAGAAGAUAGUGAGCCAUCUUCAGUCUCAACACACUGCAUUUAUAGAUAAACAACACUCUGAAAGGAAAGGACCAGCUUGUUCUAGCUCUGAAUGAUCAGAAACAAAUUGAACUUUGUGAGGCUGUGAGUGGAACUGGAGGAAAUCUCAUUGCAGUAAAUGGAGGAAAACACUAUCUGAGGCAUUGUGUAUGAGGUAAAAAGUGUGAACAUCCAACAUAGUUUGACUCAUACAUGACUUCAUAAGUUAUUUGCUGCUUAUGUAAAAAAAACAACCCCAAAACACUGAAAUGAAAACAUUCCCCUAAGGAUGGUAUUGUGCGAGUUUGUAGAGAGGAGAGGGAUGUGUUUCCCUAAUCCUUUCCUUGUUUGGGGGUGGGGAAGCAAGGGAUAGAUGUGUGCAUGUUACAGUUUCUGCUUCUUCAAAACUCCAUGUAGCAGCCCAUUUUGAAGUCCCAGAAGGGUGGGCAGAGGCCAUCAGAAAAAAAUUCCUUCCCCCACCCCCUUAAAUGGGAGAGGGGUCACAGAGGCAGGGGACAACAAAUGAUUAAAUAGGAAGAUGGGGGAUUCAAUCAAAGAUGUAAAAUGGGAACCAUAUGGGGACAUUGAGCAGAGAACUCUGGACAGUACCCAUAGCGCCACAAAGGAGGUGAAGAAGUCAGAGAAACUUUCUGGGUGUGAGACAGUAUCGGAAUAGAAGUAGUCCCUGCAAUUGCAGUGAACCUCCCUGUCAAGCUACUUCUUCCUGGUUUGGUAAAUGACCAUUUGGCCAGUAACAGAAGGAGGUUGAUGAGGAGGUCUUGUGAUUUUAUGGAGCCACAGAUAGGAAGUCCUUAGAGGAGUAGAUGUUGAGGGAAAGUACAGAUAGAACCUCAUCAGAAGGUUCUGGAGGAUGUGAAAGGGAUCUGUUACCUGGCACAGUGGAGGUAAGUGUGUGCCCAGGUCUCCCUCUCUGUAGAAGGGGCAGGCAUCAGGGAUGUCCAUGAACCACGCCUGUGCUCACAGCCGCCAACUAAUAUCCCUGGUGGGCAAAGAAACCAAGGUGGAAUAAAAGCUGGCUAAUGGGUUCGUCACCCUUGCAAAAUGGUAUAAUCAUCUGCCAUAUGGUGCCAGUAUGUAAUACAAAGUCAAAGAAAUGCAUGCUGUGGAGCAUGUAGAGAUUGACACCAAUCAGAGCCAGCCCACAGGCAUCAUACCUGCUGCGAGGACUCACUCCUUACUUUCAAUUCUGCUUUCAUGUACUGUAUUGCUAUGUCCACAUUGAAACACAUUCCUUAAUUACUGUUCUAACAUACUGUGAGGAGAGGUGGUAAAUGCAGUUAGCUGGACCUCUCUGGGCAAGGAAGUUAAUUUAGAUUAUGUUGAAACAGA
Messenger RNA from Gopherus evgoodei (Goodes thornscrub tortoise), 1809 nucleotides. It is a transcript of the gene PPCS, whose product is annotated as phosphopantothenoylcysteine synthetase. Gene Ontology annotation, biological process: coenzyme A biosynthetic process. The record is from RefSeq and is a predicted model, not a curated record. Lineage: Eukaryota; Metazoa; Chordata; Testudines; Testudinidae. The coding region runs from base 84 to 536 and encodes 150 amino acids. Gene Ontology annotation, cellular component: cytoplasm; nucleus. Gene Ontology annotation, molecular function: phosphopantothenate--cysteine ligase activity. The transcript is spliced from 3 exons.